ACCCCACACGCCACACCCCGCGCCCGCGGUUAAUAAAAGAUCCCUCCCCCCGGCCUCUCCCGACUCUCGCCUCGCCUCCCCAACGCGAGCGAGCCCAACACGCAAACGGAACGCUUCCUCCUCCUCCGCCUCUCCGCCUUAUCCGAUGGCGUCCCUCACCACCACCACCUCCUCACCGGCCGCCCUCCCGGCGGCCACCACCGCCGCCGCGGCCUCGUCCAUAUCCCCCCACGCCGGCUCGAAGCGGCCGCUCCUCGCGGGCGACGACGCGCCCUGGCGCGCCACCGCGGCCACCGCCGCGGGGCAGGGGAUCCGGCCCGUCCCGCGCAUCCACCACGCCCCCGUCCUCCGCGUUGCCACGCAGGAAGACUCCGCCGCCUACGCCCUCGCCAUCAUGAAGCAUCCGGAUCCGAUUGGGGAGGGGCUGGCCAUGGAGGCGUUCGCGGAAGCCGCCGGGCCGGAGUGCAUCGUGCCCGGACAGCAAGCGCCUCUAAGGCUCAUGGGACUCAAGGUUUGGCCCCUUGAUAUAGAUAUGAAGUUCCUAGAGCCAUUUGGACGGGAAUUACAAUCAAUGAAAAAAUUCAUGGACAAAUCGUGCAGUGUUAUGGACUCAUCUAUGGCAAACAAGUAGGCACAUGGCACAUCAGUCCAAUACAGCUGUUGUUGUAUCCACCUGCUUGCUGAAGUUACAAGACCCGAAAAAUAGGAAUUUGGAAGAAGAGCCAUGGAGAAAGCCACAUUCUUUUGCAUAUCUUGCCCACCGUCACCCGACGGAACAAGAUAUGGCAUCGGGAGUGCAGUAACAAUUAGCGAGUAGUCCUGUGUGGAGCCUGGGCGCAGCCUCUGCCAGUAUAAGUGCUCUACGUGUUAUACAUUUUUUAUGUUCAUGAAACGUUGGUCCACUGAGAAAAUAUAUCUUCAGGUGCCAAGGGAUCGGUUUGGGAAAAAAAAAAAUCUUACGGCAAUCUACCUUUUGCUCUCAUGCUACAUCA
This is a messenger RNA of Sorghum bicolor (sorghum), 992 nucleotides long. RefSeq lists its product as uncharacterized. Bases 146 to 631 code for a protein of 161 amino acids. The record is from RefSeq and is a predicted model, not a curated record. The transcript is spliced from 4 exons. NCBI's taxonomy places the organism in Eukaryota, Viridiplantae, Streptophyta, Magnoliopsida, Poales, Poaceae. Gene Ontology annotation, cellular component: chloroplast envelope.